AUGAUUUAUCGUUUGCCUUUGUUCUACUUUGUUCUGUCUCUCCAACAGGGAAUCAUUCAGAGCAUAAUCCAGCGCUACCUGUACGACAUACAGAGGGAGAGUGAAGUCUCUGGAGGAAGUGUGGAGGACGUCAAACACUCAUUUGAACGGCUACGCUUCGACGUCCUGUCCCAGUACCAAGAAAAAGACGAGAGCCUUGCUAUGGCAAUGGACACCGUAAGGGGCGUGGCUUGCAAGCUGUCAGAUACCACUGGGCGGGCCCUAGACUACGACACACCCUUCUCCGGCCCUUUCCCUUGGUGCGCGGAUCCCGGGAACACUGAGGACAACGAUAGCUCGCCCCUUGAUGAAUACGACAGGUAUCCCUUAUCGGCGGUAGCGCGGGAGCAAGAAGUUCUUUUCGAUAUUCACGAGGAAGCUGAAAAGUACCCUCAGGAAUUUGAAGAAAAUGUCAAACUUGUUGACGAGUCGUCAGUCUCGCCCAAGGACGAGAAUGGAGACAUUCCCUUCAUGGACGAAUCAAUGAGCUCCUCCGAAGGAAAACGGAUCUUCAGCGUGAGUGCGGACAAGGCAAGUGCUUCAGAAACCAAAGGCGGGCAGGCAACAGGGGAUACCCCGCAACAGAACGGUUUUUUCCAACGAUUUUAGUGACAUCACGUCUCAGGAUUUCUGCAGCAGACUUUAUUAACUUGACUAUUUCCUCGUCUUUGGUCUUUGUGUAAUCAAAUGCUUCGUGGAAAGUAACCUUUUGCCAAGCAGAUUGCUUUUAGAGAAUAUCGGGUUACUUUUGUCAACAAUGAAGUCAACACACACUCGUGCAUCUCAACAUACACACACACAAACACACACACUCACACACACACACACAC
Molecule: messenger RNA, 869 nt
Organism: Aplysia californica (California sea hare)
Lineage: Eukaryota; Metazoa; Mollusca; Gastropoda; Aplysiida; Aplysiidae
Exons: 2
Coding region: 1-648 (215 amino acids)
Source: RefSeq, a predicted model, not a curated record